AUGACGAGUGAUGCUCGGCAUGAAACUUUACAUGUUGCCAAAUGCUUGAUUGACAUGCUACCAUUAGGCAAAGAAAAAGAAAUGCUUCCUUCGCUGGCCAAAAGAAUCAAGCAACUCUACAACAAUAUGUGUUUUUCACCAAGACUAUUUGCUCAGUUUCUUACUGAACAUGUCGAAAAAUCGAUCCUGGGUAGACUUUUUGAAUUGUACUAUAUACUUUCUGUAUUAUUACGAGAUACAUUGGCAAUACGGCUACAUCUUAUUCUUCAAAUGAUGGAUUCUGACACUUUAAAUGCUGCUCUUUAUGAAUUAUUUGCUUAUAGAGAAGAUAUUGGAAAAGCCUAUGUCAUGUCUUUAAGCAAUGAACAAUCGGAUGAGUUCUUUAUGAAGGAUAGCAAGUAUUUUUUGAACAAUGAUACCGUGAGAUUAGAAAGGAUAAAAAGACUGUAUUACGUGUUACAACGGCCUGAUACAAAUCGAAAAUCAUGCAUUGGUCGAUUGCUACUUAUGGUGUUCUAUGAGACAAUUGAAAGGGCAAAGAAGGAUAUUUUAUGUCACAGUAACCAUGGUAACCAUGAAAAGGACUUUAUUUUUCAGUACUUGGCAUCUUGGUUCUUUGAGUUCAACCAAGAUUCUACGAUGACUAUGACUGAGUUUACCAUAGAAGUAUUACAAUUAGCCUCUGAGGCAGAGAGUGAUAUUGUCCCUGACAUUGGCAUUCUGUUAUUUAUUUAUAGUAGCGGAUGCAGACAGUUAGUCGCAGAAGGCAGAGAUAUGCUGCGAAUAUUUGAUAUCAUGGAUUGGAUCACAAAGGGAACAAUUGACAUACUUGAAAAGGGUGAUAGUACAGGUAGUUUAGCUGUCCUGUUAGCAUUUGCUCAGAUAACAUUACACUUUAUACAUACUGAUCUCUCUUACAGUACAUGGUUUGAGAACACAUUUUCAAAUCUAAAGACAACUACGCUUACAAAAAGAGGACAUGGUGUUUUACUAAAGACACUUGAAGACAUGAUACCUUAUGAGAUACCGAGUGUCCUCCAGAUACACGGGAAAGCGUUACUUAACCAUACACAUGAUACUCUAUUUAUAAGAUUAAUACGAAAACGACUACUGGAAUUAGGCGUUGAUAACAGUCUAAAGAAAUAUCCUUCCGUAUUCAACCAGCCUUUGCAGACAUCUUCAUCUACUGCGUCAAACGCAGUGGAAGACCAAGUUACUUUGGCAGUAGAGUCAUUUGUCAAGAAAAACGGUGUCAUUCCAACAACCGUGCUUCAAAAUUUUGUAUUUCGCCGACAAUGGUUUAUAGCCACGUUCUUACCAAGUCUGUUCUCCUGGAAUACAAAUGAUUCGACACUGAUGAGUGCGAAGCAUCAAUUGAUUCUAGCUUUAAAAGAGAAAGGAAAAAUACCAGAGUCAAUUUACAAUGAAUAUAUCAAUAAAUGA
Molecule: messenger RNA, 1443 nt
Organism: Rhizopus microsporus ATCC 52813
Lineage: Eukaryota; Fungi; Mucoromycota; Mucoromycetes; Mucorales; Rhizopodaceae
Exons: 7
Coding region: 1-1443 (480 amino acids)
Biological process (GO): interstrand cross-link repair
Cellular component (GO): Fanconi anaemia nuclear complex
Source: RefSeq, a predicted model, not a curated record